AUGUCAAAGGUGUUUGUCCACAUCUUUUUGAUAUGCGGGUUAUCAUAUGGUCGACAUGUACGACGAUCAGCCGAUGAGGAGACCACAGAAUUGGCUGCAGUCGCUACGAAAGAUCCUCCAGCACCAGAUACGAUUUUCCCCGUUCAACAUGUACGAGAAAUUCAAAGUGGUUAUUUGACUUUGAAGGAUUCCCAGCUCGGCUCUGGAUCAGCAGAAACGGAAGACGCCACGUCACCACCAUGUGUACCUAGGAAUUCCCCUGAAGGUAUCGCUCGACUUUACAUCAUUGCCAAACAAAAGGCCGAAGAAAGCAAAGCGACGACGGUACCACCAUCUCCUGGUGCCGCCGCUGCCGACCCAUCGGCGGAUCCGGCCACGAAGUUGUCGGCCGGCGACGAACUACCGCCCGUCAUCGAUGGACCCACUAAACCGCCUUUCAACGACACCACUCCCUUCAAUGGUAUCGAUGUCAGUGAAGUGAUGGAAUUACGUAUUGUAAAACCCCUUUGUGAUUAUUGA
Molecule: messenger RNA, 519 nt
Organism: Haemonchus placei
Lineage: Eukaryota; Metazoa; Nematoda; Chromadorea; Rhabditida; Trichostrongylidae
Source: the annotation of a GenBank genome assembly